Messenger RNA from Sciurus carolinensis (gray squirrel), 384 nucleotides. RefSeq names its product testis expressed 48 (gene Tex48). NCBI's taxonomy places the organism in Eukaryota, Metazoa, Chordata, Mammalia, Rodentia, Sciuridae. The record is from RefSeq and is a predicted model, not a curated record. Bases 1 to 384 code for a protein of 127 amino acids. The transcript is spliced from 4 exons.
AUGGGUCCUAGCUGGAGUGUGAGCACAGCAACCCACCAGAACCUGGCCUCGAAGAUCUUCUGUUUAUGCUGCAGAGAUUGUCAGGAACCCCAAGUCAUUGAUGACUGUAAGGUUCCCAGUCAAACCCAGAAGAAUCAGCCAUCAACAGGUGGUUUGAAGCUUCAGAAGAAUGAGCUCAACAGGCAAAAUCCCAGGCACACUAGCACAUCCUCCCCCUCGAUUAUAGGAAGACUGCUCAAUACACAGAAGAAAUCUUCCUCCAGCAGCAGCGAGUUUGAAGAACUGAGUGCUCCAAACUUUCAAAGAGGAUUUUACAAGAGAAACCUAAACCGCUACAGCCACGAGCAGUGGCCCUUCCAGUCGUGCCUCAUCGGGCGACCCUGA